Raphanus sativus (radish) is the source of this 745-nucleotide messenger RNA. RefSeq lists its product as uncharacterized. The coding region runs from base 235 to 519 and encodes 94 amino acids. Gene Ontology annotation, cellular component: dynein complex. Gene Ontology annotation, molecular function: dynein light intermediate chain binding; dynein intermediate chain binding. NCBI's taxonomy places the organism in Eukaryota, Viridiplantae, Streptophyta, Magnoliopsida, Brassicales, Brassicaceae. Gene Ontology annotation, biological process: microtubule-based process. The record is from RefSeq and is a predicted model, not a curated record. The transcript has 3 exons.
AGUCAUCACACACCUUCAAAAUAAAAUAUUUUCUUACCGUCUUUUCUUCUUUUUUAUCUCGAAAACGCCAGCUUCGUUGCCUUUUAUCAGCUUCGUCCUUAUCAACUUUUUUACUAAAUUAGAAAACAAAUCCCUGAGUUCGCCAUUGAAGACAAAAGUUAGGCACAUUUUAUCUUUAUUAUCUGAAAACGUCUUUUUGAGUUUUUGAGAGAGAAAGACAGAGAGAUUGAGAAGAUGUUGGAAGGAAAAGCAAUGGUGGAAGAUUCAGAUAUGCCAGUGAAGAUGCAGGUUCAAGCCAUGUCUUUUGCUUCUCAAGCUCUUGAUACCUUUGAUGUCGUUGACUGUAAAUCCAUUGCUGGCUACAUCAAGAAGGAGUUUGAUGAGAGAUAUGGGAGUGGAUGGCAAUGUGUGGUGGGAUCAAACUUUGGGUGCUUCUUCACACAUUCUAAAGGGACAUUCAUCUAUUUUCAAUUGGAGACACUUAAGUUCCUAAUCUUCAAAGGCGCUUCUACUCCUUAAUAAAACAAUACCCUAUAAGUAAUGUUGUAUACCUUCUAUCCUUCUGUGAAAAUCUGUCUCUAAAAACAAAAGCUUUGAAGAGGCUAUCCUGAUUUUUCUUCUUUCUCUUUUUGCUCUUUGUAGCUUUGUUUGAAUAUAGGUCUGUAUAUAGACUCAAGAUAGACACUGAUUUCAAUGAAGAUGUGUUGGCUUUUGUGUGAUCAAUAAAAGUGUAAUUUACAAGAUC